Molecule: messenger RNA, 2641 nt
Organism: Periconia digitata
Lineage: Eukaryota; Fungi; Ascomycota; Dothideomycetes; Pleosporales; Periconiaceae
Source: the annotation of a GenBank genome assembly
UCGUGAUGCAGUGUUGCUCGAAGCGCAUAAUGCGCGAUGAUGGUAGGCGCGACAUGAGCUUGGACGCUAGCAGUUCGCCAGGACCCCAGCAGUCGUCAUGUGAAGAUGGAUCUCACAGAUCCUUGUCGGCCAAGUGUAGAGCGGCUUCACGGCACAUUGCCCUGUUUCUUCCACGACUCCAACACUUGUUCCCCAACAUAUCCAACCCCGCGAUUAUGUCGUCUAUCCUGCGAGUAGACUCAUCUAGCAACAAAUGACAUUUCCUACCGCGUUUGCCCCACUUCGCGACCAGUUUUUCUUACCUCGGAGAUAGCGUACUCGGAGCUCCCUUGCAUAACAACGUUGCGCCAAACCCCAGCACCAGCUGGAUCUGACAAUGAUACUCACUGCAACGGCUGCGAGCCCGUCGCUGGUGUCUACCAUUGAUUUUUCCAUUGCCGACAAUGCUGCGUCACCCUCUCCUGUAUCCGCGACGCCGCCAGGCUCCGGCAUUGGCUAUCCCGAGAACUGGAACUCCAUCAUCGGCGUCGUUACAGCCAUCGUUGGCAAUGUCCUCAUAUCUUUUGCACUGAACAUGCAACGCUAUGCGCAUAUUAGACUGGAGAGAGAAUGGCAAGAGAAGGAGAGACGGAGGAAGCAAAUUAUGAGGGGUCGUUCCUACAACGGAGGAAGCGGAACCGAAGCGGGCGGGAAACCGAGGAAUGGUCUGGGUGGUUCAGGAAGGCACAACUCAGGCGAAACCUCUGAGAUUGGACACACACAUUCAUCAACGGAGGAGGACCCACUGAUACCGUCUGGGGCUCUGCGACGGACAAGCACCCAUGGCUCAUCACGACCAAAUUUGGAUUCGAUUGGAGAAGAGGAAGAAGACGGCCCAGAAGAGCCCGCAUAUAAGCAAAAGAGUUAUCUCAGAUCGCCUUACUGGUGGACAGGCAUUAUUCUCAUGACGACUGGAGAAGCUGGCAACUUUCUUGCCUACGGUUUUGCGCCCGCCUCCAUUGUCUCGCCCCUUGGUGUUGUGGCGUUGAUAUCAAAUUGCAUAAUAGCUCCAUUGAUGCUCAAAGAACCAUACCGGAAACGAGACGGGUUAGGGGUAUUGAUUGCUGUUGGUGGCGCAGUUACAGUUGUCUUGUCAGCGAAUGACAACAAUCCCAAGCUUGGUCCGGAUGAAAUAUGGGAUUUGAUCAGUACAUGGGAAUUCGAGACAUACUUUGGUAUCACAACGGCGGUCAUCAUAGCACUUAUGGUGGCAAGCAACCGUUUUGGAGAGAAAAACAUCUUGAUUGAUCUCGGUCUUGUAGGGCUGUUUGGUGGAUAUACCGCACUUUCGACCAAGGGCGUAGCUUCGAUGCUGUCGUAUACGCUCUGGCGCGCCAUUACAUUUCCAGUCACUUACCUGCUUGUGGCAAUCUUGGUCGGUACAGCCAUCAUGCAAAUUAAAUACGUCAAUCGGGCUCUUCAGCGUUUCGAUGCAACGCAGGUCAUCCCUGUUCAGUUUGUCAUGUUCACACUGUCGGUCAUACUCGGUUCGGCCAUACUGUAUCGGGAUUUCGAACGCACUUCUGGCGAGGACGCUGGGAAGUUUGUUGGAGGAUGUGCCAUGACAUUUUUGGGUGUGUGGCUUAUUACAAGCGGGCGACCACCGCGCGGAGACGAUGACGAAUUUCGGGAUCCAGAGCCAGAAGAUGCCAUUCAUCUUGCAGGUGAUCGGUACCGUGACGAUUUCGAUGGACCAGCCGAGCCGACUCCGCACAGCAGUCGCUCAUCUACUGCUCGAGCCAUGUCCCCGCCAAUGGAUGUGUCCAGGAGACCUUCCACAUCGAAAGGGUUGCAGCAGCAAACACCAGACAUUAUUUUCUCGGAUUCAAGACCUCAUACUCCGAAUGCUCUAUACACCCCAGAUGCGUCCUCUGCGCUAAAUACAAACCCUUGGGAUGAGCCUGCCUCGGAAUCACCUUCUAUUCGGCCCCUUCUCGAGAAUACGAUCCGAAACACAUCAUCUCCCAUCCUCCCAUCGCACUCGACCGAACCAACUCGCCCAUCUGCAUCCAGUCCAGAGCUCGUCACCCCUCACUACGCCAACCCACCCCGACCAACGACACCUACCCGCAAUGCCUCUGACACCGCAGCCGUCACCCCAACGGCUCCCAGCACAUCAAGGAACCGCCUCCGCAGGAUGGGUACCAACGAGCGUACCAAUGGCCGGAAUAGCAUUCCAGGACAUUUGCUGGCAAGUCCGCUGAGUACUAGUUUAAGCGCCAUGGUGGCCGAUCUACAACGUGGAGGGUCCCUGAGGGAGCGCUCUGGCCCCAGAGACCAAGGAGCAGCCCUUGCAGACGACAACAUUAGGAGACGACAAAGCGUACUCGGGCUUACCACUGGUUCGGGGGGAGCGCACGCCGAUGACAUGUUCGGCGAGCCGCUCGAUCGGCGGAGGACGACGUCGGCAAUGGACGCGGAUGCAACAGCAGCCAGUGCUUCCCAGCAGGGUAGCGUCAGCGGUGCUGGAGGCCGGCCCAGAAGCGUCAGCGCCACUCUGCAAGAUAUGUGGAGGGGGUUGAGGGGUGGGCCCCUUGAUCCCCAGCGGGAUGACGGUGGGGAGAGUGGGAAUGCGGAUGGGAAUGCUCGUGAGCAACGGUGA